This is a messenger RNA of Etheostoma cragini (Arkansas darter), 3159 nucleotides long. RefSeq names its product fatty acid 2-hydroxylase (gene fa2h). The transcript is spliced from 7 exons. The record is from RefSeq and is a predicted model, not a curated record. Lineage: Eukaryota; Metazoa; Chordata; Actinopteri; Perciformes; Percidae. The coding region runs from base 209 to 1360 and encodes 383 amino acids. Gene Ontology annotation, biological process: lipid biosynthetic process; fatty acid metabolic process. Gene Ontology annotation, cellular component: endoplasmic reticulum; membrane. Gene Ontology annotation, molecular function: iron ion binding; fatty acid 2-hydroxylase activity; heme binding.
UUCCAAGUGUGUGAACGCCCCACAGACUCCGCCUUUCAUCACUGUCCUCUCGUUAAUAGUUAAUAGUUUGGGUGCCUAAGGGUGUCAACAGUGAAGUUUGACUCCCAGUCCAGUAGUCAGGUCGACGGCCCUGCGAGCAGGUCUCUCUGCUCUCCUCCCGGUGUUACUUUUUCGGUUCAGGUGGACGCUCUGCAUCUCCGCUGUCAGUAUGUCUCCGUCCACGUCCCCCCAGUUUUUCACGGAGAAGGAAGUCGCCCGCAACUGCACCAAGGACUCCUGCUGGGUGCUGCUGGGGACCAGGGUGUACGAUGUAACCUCUUUCUUGCGGAUGCACCCCGGCGGGGAGGCGCUGAUACUUCAGCGGUCAGGCAAGGACGUGAGCCGGGAGAUGGAAGGACCCCCACACCGGCACUCGGAGAACGCCAGGCGGUGGAUGGAGCAGUACUACAUCGGGGAGCUGGACAGCGACAACGGCACCGACGAAGCACAGACUCUGAGAGAGAGGAGGAAGGCCAAUGAUAAGACAGUAGAAAAGAUGGCAGAAAAGACGACAGACAAGAAGAUGAAAGAGGAGGAUGAGAAUGCCCCAUAUAACCGCUGCAGCCCUGUGGACCUGGACAAGGAUUUGGUGGACUGGCGGAAGCCGCUGGCAUGGCAGGUGGGCCACCUCAGAGAGAAAUAUGACGCGUGGGUUCACCAGCCAGUCGACAGACCAAUCAGACUGUUUGGAAACCCCUUCCUGGAGGCCAGCACCAAGACUUCAUGGUACUGGGUGCCAAUGGUUUGGGUUCCUGUUGUGCUUUAUUUCACUUGGCACUGCUACACCACCCUGGCUAAGGGCACCACCAGGAUAGAACUCACUUCAAACUUCUCUAUCCCGAUCCGUGAGCACUUUUUCCCGCUGCUCUUUUUGUUGGGCUGGUUCUUGUGGUCAUUGGUCGAGUACUGCAUCCAUCGCUUUGUCUUUCACAUGAAACCUCCAGCUCAUAACUACUACCUCAUCACUCUGCACUUCCUCCUGCAUGGACAGCAUCACAAGUCUCCGUUUGACGGCUCUCGGCUGGUCUUCCCCCCCGGCCUGGCCUCCUUAAUGGUGGGAAGUUUCUAUCUGUUCCUCUGCAGCACGCUGCCAGUCAUCGUCGGGACAUCAGUGUUUGUUGGAGGACUGUGUGGCUACGUGGUGUAUGAUAUGAUCCAUUACUACCUUCACUACGGCUCACCAAAGAGAGGCUCGUAUAUGUACAACCUGAAGGCCUACCACGUCAAACACCACUUCGAGCACCAGAGAGCAGGUUUUGGAAUCACCACCACGUUCUGGGACCACCCCUUCAACACAGUCAUCCCUGAUGAGAAAUUCUAACGCAGAAAUGGCUCUCCUGUAGGGCCAUAGGACUUAUCAAUCCUCCUGAGCAACCAUCCCACAUCCUAUUAGCAAACAAUACAAAGUAGGAGGUUCCACUCCUGCUGACCCCUUUGCCAUUGCAACUAAUUCAUACACCCAUACUAUAUCACAUAUCAUCCUGCUUUUUUAUUCCAGCCAACAACACAUUUUUGCGUUUUGUGUAUUUGUGGACCAGUCCACACUGUUUCCACACUGUGAUCAUUGCUGCACAGUUGUAAGGCCUUUUUGUGCCAUUUUUAUAACCAAACCAACAUUUACUACUGCUGUGCUCCUCACAGCACUUACCUCACCCGCCAAAUCAUCACCUGAUACCCAUUCAUGUACAGCUAGGAGGUGGGCUAUGGAGAAAAACACGCACACCUACAAGCAGAAGCACAUGGAUGGUUGUGGUUAAAUUGAAUUUGAAGGAAUUACAUGAUUUCUUUGUUGCUGUAGAAUACUGCACAUUCAAAACUCAAAAACUGGUUAACCAACUCAGGAAAGAAAUAUCCUAAUCCUUCCUCCACAUUAGCUCAUCACUGCAUCUCUUUUUGCCGUCGAUCCCUAAGCUAUCCAUACACGCUGCUACACUCUGUUGCACUGCAGGUUUGUCAACAGAAGUUCCCUCCACCAUGUUUGGCCUUACUGUAGUUUUUAAACAGCUGUGAACCAAUAACAUUUGAUUUUAGAUAGUUGAACAUGCUGCGAUUUAUUUGGCCAUUUAGAUUUCAUUUAUUAUCAGCAAAGCUGCAGAUAUGAAAGUAUACUGUAGGGCACUAAUGCAAUGUACUGUUGAUGUCAUGUGAAGCAGAGCCUGAAAUGUGGAGAUAUAUUUUUGCGAGUCUUUUGUAAUAUUUCCUCCAUCUUCUUUUCUUUUUGUCAUUAAUGAUACAACAAAGAUGUAGAAAAAUAUUUUGUAAGAUGCUUUAUACAGAAGAGGAGAUUCUUUUUUCACCAGCUUUUGUCAGAGAGAGCAGAUAUUUUCUUAUUGGUUAGACAUUAUGAAAAGACAUGUAGAUGUAAAGAUGGAUAGAUGUAGAGCGUUUGAGGGACAUAGUUAAAGGCAUGAUGCCAGCCUGUCAGACUUCCUGCUGUGGGGACCAUGGGGUCAAAGGUAACAGGGUUUAUUUUCACCAGACCCCCCUCCAGGUCUCUUUCCAUUCUAUUAAAGCCAGUGUUUUUAGUGGCCCUGCAGAUCCCCGCAGGAUGACGAUGGAUCAGCCAUCUGACUGGACAGCAGCAGUUCUUGAUAGUGAUUUGCGGAUCCUUAAAAUGUCUCUUGUAAACACUCGACAACUACACUUAUAACUGCAGAAGUUACUUAAUUAAAACCAUGUAUAUUAAUAUGUAGAGCACAGUGGGAAUAUACUACAACUGCAGAAAAUCAUUUUUUUAUCCCCUUUUCUAGUUUGAAGAAAGACUCUGCUACAUAAUAUGUAUGUACAUACACUCUCAAAUAUGUGAAAUAACAUGAAGACUAUUUUAAUAAUAAUGAUCUAAGAAUAGUAAAAUAAUAAUGCACUAAAAUUGUUUUAUUUGCAAAUCUUUUUUUUUUCUCGUAAUAAUCAGUGCUGCAAUAACAAUUAUGUCUUCAGGUAAACCUAAAGAGGACUACGUCACCAAAAUUCUUUCUGAUAAAAAACAGUUGAAUAGGUUUCACCAGGCCUUGCAGGAUUGCGCUACAAUUGCACCAAAAUGUCAAACAUGGUUUAUAUAAAACCAUAACACUGUCUGUCUAACACUGUCCAGUUGAUAUGAAUGUUUAAAGCAUCAUGAAA